Messenger RNA from Cucumis melo (muskmelon), 1337 nucleotides. RefSeq names its product nudix hydrolase 16, mitochondrial. NCBI's taxonomy places the organism in Eukaryota, Viridiplantae, Streptophyta, Magnoliopsida, Cucurbitales, Cucurbitaceae. Bases 356 to 877 code for a protein of 173 amino acids. The transcript has 4 exons. The record is from RefSeq and is a predicted model, not a curated record. Gene Ontology annotation, molecular function: pyrophosphatase activity. Gene Ontology annotation, cellular component: cytoplasm; nucleus.
AAGCGGACCCACUGUUCUCUCUCUUUCUCUCUCUCUGACCAUCAAAUCCCAAAUCCCCCUCCCCCACCCCCUCUGUUUUUUUGACCCACCGCCAGAUCCGCUUCACCCGCAAACACAACCUUCUCCAUCUGGGUUUCUCUCCUUUCUUGCCCUAACAAUCCCUCAUUCAUCUCCUUUCUCUUCCAUGGGCUCCCACAUCCUCUUCAACCGUCCAUUCUGAAAGAAAUGGACAUUGCCGGAAUCUCUCCCCUGCUCUAGCAAUGUGCAGGAUUUUGCAUUCUCAACUCCACGGACUAUAGUUUUCAUAUAUAUAAUAUAUAUAUAUUACUUAUAUAUAUAUAUAUAUUUCUUUAGCAUGUCUGAUUUGGUGGCCCGCACUGGACGGCAUCAGCAGCGGUACGAUGCCGGUUGUCGCCUUAUUGCUGGGUGUAUUCCUUUUAGGUAUAGAAGUUCCGAUGGCAGUAGUGAUGAAAUUUCAGAUAAAGUAGUGGAGGUGCUUAUGAUUGACACACCUAGUGGACCGGGCCUUUUGUUCCCAAAGGGAGGCUGGGAGAAUGACGAGACAGUGGAGGAAGCUGCUGUAAGGGAAGCUAUUGAAGAAGCGGGUGUUCGUGGUGAACUUAUGGGUUUCUUGGGAGAUUAUCAUUUCAAGAGUAAAACACAACAAGAUGAGUUUAGUCCAGAUGGAUUGUGUAGAGCUGCAAUGUAUGCAUUACUUGUCACUGAGGAGCUUGAGUGCUGGCCAGAACAGAACACGAGAAACAGAAGUUGGGUGACCAUACCUGAGGCAAUUGAAAAAUGCAGACAUGCGUGGAUGAGGGAUGCCCUUGCCAUUGGUUUCAACAAAUGGCAUGCAGAAAAUAUUAGUGAUGAAUAACUUGAACUUCAUAUCCAUGCAAUGUAUGCACACUACAAAGUAUCGUGCAUGCUAACGAACAUCUAGAGGAUUGUUUUCAAGAGUCUCUUUUCCCCUUCCUCAACCAAUCAUGAAGAAUCAAAUAGUAGAACUAACGCCGAGGAUUACACAGGCAAUGUUUUUGGUUGCUCAUUUAUACAUUAUGAUUUUAAUUUGGAGGGAAUUCAAUCCUUAUAUAAGCACUUGGUCAAGCUUCCUUGAUUUACAGAUGUAUUUCAAAUUUUCUUAUUCAUUUACAAGUGUGAUGAAUACAUGCCAUGAUUUAAUAUGGUGUAUUGGAGGAAUAUGAAGUCAGAAAGUUGUCGAGGUUAUUUGGUGGUUGAACUUUCUUAUUCCAACUCUUGACAAGUCACUCUAUAAACAAGUGUAAAAGCUUAAUUCAUCUUGAAAAGGAUGAAACCAAGCUCAGCAAACUUUUAUC